Messenger RNA from Drosophila serrata, 6422 nucleotides. It is a transcript of the gene Hel89B, whose product is annotated as histone acetyltransferase 1. Gene Ontology annotation, molecular function: TBP-class protein binding; ATP hydrolysis activity; DNA binding. NCBI's taxonomy places the organism in Eukaryota, Metazoa, Arthropoda, Insecta, Diptera, Drosophilidae. The record is from RefSeq and is a predicted model, not a curated record.
CGCGACGGGCGAACAUGGCUCCUGGUAAAUUUGGAAAAUUGAAAAAUAUAGUGCGGUCGGAGUGUGUUUGCAUCAGCGUGAAGCCCAAUGUUAAGUUAAAACAUUGACCGCCCACGCCCACCAACGACAAUAGCCGCGUUUUAUAAGAAUUCGCCACGCCGAGGCUGUGACCGCGUGUGUCUGUGUGCGAGAAAAAUCAAUGUGCGUGCGUGAGUGCGAGUGAGUGGGAAGGUGAUUGUGAAGCGCUGCUUGCAAAAAAGAAAUAGGCAAACGCUGCAGCAGAGCCCCUGCACGAAUACAAGCGCAAAUCGCCGUAGUAACGCAGCAUCGAUUGUACAGUUUUAGAGCAAAAACAAAUCAAUUAAAAAAAAUGUGGGCGUCCCACAAAAGCUGACUGCUGCCGCACCGGAAAGGGAACCAUUGCCAAAGAUUAGUUACUUAGAGUAGAUCGACCGAUCACAAAGCGUAUCACAAAUAACCAUUGUAUAAUGACAUCAAGACUCGACCGUCUUUUCAUCUUACUUGAAUCCGGCUCCACAGCGGCCACACGGCAGGCGGCCGCCAAGCAGAUCGGCGAGGUCCAGAAGCUUUAUCCACAAGAGCUGCAUGCGUUGCUCAAUCGGCUGGUGGGCUACCUCCACAGCUCGUCCUGGGAGACGCGCAUUGCGGCGGCCCAGACCGUUGAGGCCAUAUUGAAGCAGGUGCCGCCAUGGCAGCCGGAACAGCAAGUGGUUCCGAAGAAGGAGCGCUCUGGCAGCGAUGCUAACACCGCUGCCGUCGAAGAGGACAGCUGCCAAUCGAGUGGCUCCAGCUCCACGACGGCCAGCGAGCGUUUGCUGAGCUUCGAUGAGUUCGACCUGCAGCAUAUUUUACAUAAGGGAGCUCGCCUUAUCGGCUCCGAGGGCAACGAGUUUGAUGUGCAGGAAGAGCAGCCGGCCAGCGGUGGCGGAGCGGAAGAGCACAGUGUUGCCAGUCGCCUCAGUCGACAGCGGGCGGUGCUCAACGAUAAACUAGGUCUAACAACAGCCGCCAAGCUGGGAGUCAAUUUGACUGACAUGAUCACCGAUGAGGAUGUGGCCCUGGCGAGAAGCGGAAGCAGCUACAAUAUCAAUGCCGAGAAAACGCCCGUGGAGCAAAUCCUUAACAUAAAAACAGCGUCCAAUGGUUCUGGGCAGGCACAACUCAGUUGCCGGGAAAUGAACAGGGCGAAGCGCAAGGCCCGGCAGAAUACCACAGCCUCUGCCUCAUCCGUAGUCACGCCCACAUGCAGCAGGCGGAACUCAAACAGCAACCACAGUACGGGCAGCAACCACAGCAACAACGGUGGACCCACAUCGGCCAUAUCUACGCUGGAUGAACCAGAGAAGAAAAAGCUAAAGGCAACAGAUCGUCAGGAAAUUUUCUACAGCUUAAAUGCUGCCGUGCCAGAUGUCACAGGCACUUGGGUGGAUGCCGUCUCCUGGCCAUUGGAGAACUUCUGCUCGCGCCUUUUUAUCGAUCUCUUUCAUGCCAAAUGGGAGGUGCGCCAUGGAGCGGCCACAGCGCUGCGGGAGCUAAUCAAUCAGCAUGCUCAGGGAGCUGGUAAGGCGAUACACCAAAGCCGGGAACAAAUGGAUGAAGCGCACAGUCGCUGGCUUGAGGACGCUGCUCUACGGUUGCUCUGCGUGCUAUGCCUGGAUCGAUUCGGUGACUUUGUCUCGGAUCAGGUGGUUGCGCCGGUGCGUGAGACAUGCGCCCAGGUGCUAGGAACCCUGGUGAAAGAAAUCGAGGCGGCAAAGGUGCAACGGAUCGUAGAAAUCCUUCUGAAGCUGAUCCAGCACAAGAACGAAUGGGAGGUGCGACACGGUGGACUGCUGGGACUGAAAUAUGUGUUUGUGGUGCGUGAGGAACUGCUUCCAGUCUACCUGCCGCUAUCCAUUAACAACAUCCUCAUCGGCCUGCUGGACUCCGUCGACGAUGUAGGAGCCGUGGCUGCGGCCACCCUUAUACCAGUGUCCUCUUGGCUGCCCAAGCUGCUAACACCGCCGCAAGUCUCCUCAAUCGUUAAGAUGCUGUGGGAUCUGCUCUUGGACCAGGACGAGCUCACAUCGGCUUGCAACAGUUUUAUGGGCCUGCUGGCUGCUAUUCUCUGUCUGCCAAAAGCAGCAAGUUGGGUGCAAAUGGAGCCCAUGGCCACGCUGGUGCCCCGUCUGUGGCCUUUUCUUUCGCACAGCACCAGCUCGGUGCGAAGGUCCACCCUGAAGACGCUCCUGACCUUAACCUCUAGCCACGAUAAAGUGAAAAUGGAACCUAAGAAGGAGGAAGACGAAAUUAAGGAUCAGGUCAAUGCGGAUCAAAAGAUAAUGAAGCUUAACUUUGGAGUUGGCGAUUGGAAAUGGGAGUUAUUACAGCAGGCGCUCCGUCAUAUAUAUCAACGCAUUCUGGUGGAGCCACACGCGGAUAUCCAGGCUCUGGCUCGUCAAGUUUGGACCAAUCUUAUUGAGCAUGCGGAUCUUGGCGCUCUUCUGCAUGCUGCCUGCCCGUACGUCUCCUCCUGGAUUUGCCUUUCCAUGCAGCCGCCCAGACUUGCCUUCGACCCGGGAGUGCUGAUCAAGGCUGGAGGAGAUCCAAGUUCCUCGAGGAAACGAACGUCCCGCAUUGGAGACGACUUGGGUGGUGCCACUUUGGCCCACUCUAAUGCCACCCUCAAGUUGUAUUUGGGCGGAAGCGAGGCAACACCCUUGGAGGUGCGAGAAGCGAACUUUAUGCGGGCGCGGAUCUCCUCAUCGCGGGCACUGGGUGCUCUCUCCCAUUACCUAGUGCAGCCGGCUCCCGGAGUGGUGUACACGCCACAAACUGAGAGUCCCACAGACUGCUAUACCAAGGUGCUGUUGGGUCAUCUCAAUGCCCACUCGGCUGUCCAGAGGAUAGUGUGCGGUCUGAUUAUUGCAUUUUGGGCACUGGAAGAUGAGCCAGUGCGUCCAGGACCGCCUAACCUCCAGGAGAAGCUGCACCAGUGUGUGAGCGAAUACGUAUACUACGAUGAAGUGGCCGUAUCGCUGACCCGAUUGCUGCAGGAGGCACAGGACUUCAUAGCCACGCUCAAGCAGAACAAGAUCCCGAUCAAUGACUUCAACAACGCCAAGAUAUUGACCCUGGAGCAGAUUGAAGCAGUGGCUACUACGCUGACCGAAAACCUACGCAUCUAUCCCCUCAAACCCAAGUUGCUGGACAUGUUAGAGGAGCGACGCCGCAGCCUGUAUGCGUCAUACCAGCAGACAACCACCGAGCAGAGUGCCUACCACGUCAGUGCGCAGGCAGCACUAGCUGGAGCUAUCUGUGCCCUGCACUGCCUGCCCGAGAAGCUGAAUCCAGUGGUGAAGCCACUGAUGGAGUCCAUCAAACGGGAGCAGUGUCUACAGCUGCAGCAGCUUUCGGCAGAGUUCCUGGUCCAUCUGAUGGAUCAGGUUUGUGAUAGAAAUCCUAGUCCAAACAACAAGAUCUUGGGAAACCUCUGCACCCUACUAAGGAGCGAUGCCGAGCAUACGCCCAUGCUGGUAAUGCCGCUCCAGACACUACAGCAGACGACGCCUUCGCCGGGGGUCACCAACUCUUGUGUCUACUACGGCAUUCUGACUCUGGCCCUGCAACAGGCAGUGGCAACCACCAGUUCUCGAGGCGGAGGAAGCGGAACUGGAGGCGGAGCCGCAACACCAACUGCCCCCACACCUGGCCGUGGUCCCGGACGACCGCCUGCAGGCGAGGUUCUAGCCACAGCAAUUAUCGCUGCUUCCAGCAUUGAGUUGAAGCAAGCCCAGCAAGCCAAGGAGGCAGAGGCCAGGCAGUGUCGCAUCCAACGGUUGGGAGCCACCUGCGCAAUUGAGAAGCUGUGCAGCACCUUCGGCGAGCACAUAGUGGAAAAGGUGACCGUUUUUAAGCAGCUGAUGUUCGGAAAGGUGCCGCAGUUUGUGCAGGAAAUGGACGAAUGGCGGUUGGCCAAUACUCUACCGGAGCUGGGAGCCUGCAACGAGCUGAUCACCUCCCUCCAGUUGAUUGAGACAGCCGCCCCGCAUCUGCAUGCCGCCCUGCACUCCCAGAUGUUCGACCUACUGUCGCCGCUUGGACACAUUGUUCGGCAUCCCCUUAAAGCGGUUCGCCACAUGGCCGCCCGAUGCGUUGCCGCUCUGGCGGAUAUCGACGCCUGUAUGACAAUGCAGUUUGUGGUGCAGGACAUGGUGCCGCAGCUGGGGAAGAUCGAGUAUCUGAUUGACCGGCAGGGAGCAAUGGAGGCCAUCGAACGGGUGGUCAGUCGCCUGCAGAUCAAAGUGGUGCCGUACAUCGUGCUGCUUGUGGUGCCCCUGCUAGGAGCCAUGAGUGAUCCAGAUGAGUCAGUGCGACUGUUGGCCACCCACUGUUUUGCCAAUCUUGUCCAGCUAAUGCCGUUGGACGGCAAGGCGGAGCAGCUGAAGAGCGAGCCACUGCAGGCGCGAAAAACGCGUGACCGCGAAUUCCUAGACUAUCUGUUCAAUCCAAAGAGCAUUCCCGACUACCAAGUCCCAGUGCCGAUCAGCGUGGAUCUACGCUGCUACCAGCAGGCGGGCAUCAACUGGCUGUGGUUCCUUAACAAGUACAAUUUGCACGGCAUUCUCUGCGACGACAUGGGUCUGGGCAAGACCCUACAGACCAUUUGCAUCCUGGCCGGCGAUCAUCUGCACCGCCAGGCAACCAAGCAGGCCAAUCUGCCCAGUUUGGUCAUCUGCCCGCCAACCCUUACAGGUCAUUGGGUGUACGAGGUGGAGAAGUUCCUCACGCAAAACUCUGUCCUGCGCCCACUGCACUACUUUGGAUUCCCGGUGGGCAGGGAGAAGCUAAGGAGCGAGAUUGGAACAAGCUGCAACCUCGUGGUGGCCUCCUACGACACGGUUCGCAAGGACAUUGAGUUCUUCAGCAACAUUCACUUCAACUACUGUGUCUUGGACGAAGGUCAUAUCAUCAAGAACGGCAAGACCAAAAGCUCCAAGGCCAUCAAGUUGCUGAAGGCCAACCACAGAUUAAUACUCUCCGGCACACCCAUCCAGAACAACGUUCUGGAGCUAUGGUCUCUAUUCGACUUCCUCAUGCCGGGCUUCCUCGGCACCGAAAAGCAGUUCAUACAACGCUUCUCCCGCCCCAUUCUGGCCUCGCGGGACGCCAAGAGUUCGGCCAAGGAACAGGAGGCCGGGGUGCUGGCCAUGGAGGCGCUUCAUCGCCAGGUUUUGCCCUUCUUGCUGCGCCGCGUCAAAGAGGAUGUGCUCAAGGACCUGCCGCCGAAAAUCACUCAGGACCUGCUCUGCGAAUUGAGUCCGCUCCAGCUGCGCCUCUACGAAGACUUUAGUAAUAAGCAUCUGAAAGACUGUUUGGACAAACUGGGCGACUCGUCGUCGCCGGCGAGGGUGACGGAGAAUCUCAGCUCCCAGACUCACAUCUUCCAGGCACUGCGCUACCUACAGAACGUGUGCAACCAUCCCAAGCUGGUGCUACGGCAGUCCGAGGAGCUCACCCAGGUGGCCGCUCAGCUGGCACUGGGCAACAGCUCACUGGACGACAUAGAACAUUCGGCUAAGCUGCCUGCACUCAAGCAACUCCUUCUCGACUGCGGCAUUGGUGUACAGACAGAGUCAGUCAGUCAGCAUAGGGCACUCAUCUUCUGUCAGUUAAAAGCGAUGCUGGAUAUUGUGGAGCACGAUCUGUUGCGACGGCACUUGCCCAGCGUCACAUACCUGCGGUUGGAUGGCAGCGUGCCAGCCUCCCAGCGCCAGGACAUUGUCAACAACUUUAACAGCGACCCCAGCAUCGAUGUCCUGCUCCUGACCACACUGGUUGGUGGACUGGGUCUAAAUCUAACCGGAGCCGAUACGGUCAUAUUUGUGGAGCAUGACUGGAAUCCCAUGAAGGAUCUACAGGCCAUGGACCGUGCCCAUCGCAUUGGCCAGAAGAAGGUGGUUAAUGUCUAUCGGUUAAUAACGCGUAACUCGCUCGAGGAGAAGAUCAUGGGGCUGCAAAAGUUCAAGCUACUCACCGCCAACACGGUGGUGAGUGCGGAGAAUGCCUCACUCCAGACCAUGGGCACCUCGCAGAUCUUUGACCUCUUCAACGGCGGCAAGGAUAACGCUGCCAAGGCGCAGGGAGCAACUGUAUCCGGAUCAACCAGCGUGUCCAUGAACACCAUUAUCGAGAACUUGCCGGAGCUGUGGUCCGAGCAGCAAUACGAUGAGGAAUACGAUCUGGGCAAUUUUGUGCAGGCACUAAAAAAGUAGAGACGACCGCUUCCCACUCCAAGACUUCCAGUAAAAAGUUCUCUUCUAGGGUACUUUGAAUAGCUAAAAUGCCAGCCGAAUAUCUUUAUUUUUCGGCAGCAUUUUGGGAUGUCUUUUUUUUUCUUUUGUUCCUUUGUAAUCGCAAAA